AUGACAUCUUUAUCUGCAAAAUCCAUUCUUUCUCCCUUCUUCACAAACCCAGAAAAAAUCCCCAACACCAAAUCAAACCCUUUUCACCUAAACCUCAAAAAACACAUCUCCCACAAAAACCCACAAAAAAUUUCAAGCAUUUUCUUCAGUCCCACAUCGAAAAGCCCGAGCCCGAAAGCCCCCCCACUUUCUUGCCUCACAAUAAACCAACCCUUCACGGCACAGCCCUCGAGCGUCUCGCAAAAGGUCCAAAGUUUGGAUUUUGAGUUCAAAUCCCUCACUAAACCCGUCGAUAAGGUCAAGAGAUUGCUGCACUACGCCGCGAUUUUGCCCCCAUUUGACGAGUCUUCAAGAACCCUAGAAAAUCGGGUUUCGGGCUGUACGGCCCGGGCGCAACAGAAGACUUCGCCGCUGCAGACGAGCGGGCUGAAGAUGUCGACGAGGACGCAGCAGUCAUGCUCGAUACUGUAA
Striga hermonthica is the source of this 471-nucleotide messenger RNA. NCBI's taxonomy places the organism in Eukaryota, Viridiplantae, Streptophyta, Magnoliopsida, Lamiales, Orobanchaceae. The record is from the annotation of a GenBank genome assembly.